AUGCCCCCCAAAAGACGCCAAAGCGGGGCCACAAACACUCGGCUCUCCUCGGCGAAGACAGGUUCUCGGAAGCUCACCUUGUCCUGUUCGCGAUGUAGAGCUUCUAAACUCCAAAUGGCGUGUCUCAAGCGCGACAUCGGCCAUCUUUGUACCAAGGAUGAGCGUCAGCCCAGAGCAAAACGGACCAAAGUGGCUCCUAGCAACGACGGCAGUGAAUCACAACCACAAAAUACCCAGCCUCAUGCGAACCGCACCUCAUCGCAGCCGAAAGAUUCGGAGGCCAAAGAGGCAAUGCAUAUUCUGGAAAAAUACAUCGACGAUUCCCCCGUCGAGCGAACAUCAUGCUUGGUCGCGCCUGAUCAUCCCAACCUCUACUGGUCUACCCAACCACAAGCGUAUCAGGCUGGCUUGUUCCGCGAAAUCAUCAACUCCCUGCCAGAGAUUGAUAUCAUCCACUUGCUCCACGAAGUAUUCCUUAUCCGUUGUCAAGGGCCUCUGGGAAAUGUGAUCCAUACCCCGACCUUUGCAAGACAGUUGGAAAUCUUCCGUGACUGCCUCCGUACUCCGCCGGGGGAAUUUAGACUCAUGGAGCUAAUCGACAACAUAUCCAUGGAAACAAAUGCCCUGUCACCUUAUGGCGGUCUCGUACUAGGCCUCGCCUUUCAUCCGGCGCCUACUGUGGAGCAGCUCCAAGGGUCUGAUGUGCACGCUAAGACGUGGCGAUCGCUUGCCCUGCGUUGCCUUCAAGGGUCUAUGUCGCUGUUUGUUGGGUCGAUUGCCAGCCUACAGGCGGCCGUCAUGCUGUUGCUCGACGGGCAAGAGGAUCCCGCUGCGUUGGAUGUGAUUCUGGUCAGUGCAAUAUCGGGAGCACGGAGACUCGGGCUACACUUUCUUGGGGAGGCGAAGCUGGCGGUUCCUCAGGGGGCUGGCUCAAAAUUUGCAAUGGAAUCACACAUCCGAACGGAGAUUGGGAUCCGCAUAUGGUGGGCACUCGUCAUGCGGGACUGGUCCCGCGGACAGGCAUUGGGUUACUAUAGCAUCCAUCUUACGCAGUUCAACACGCGGAUGCCACUGCACAUCAAUGAUGGCGAUCUCCGUCUGCGGACCAAGCAAGUCGAUACCGACGGUAAUAUCUCCGGGCGACCUCGUUCCGAGUUUACGAUGCUUUCCUACACGGUGUGCGCGCUGGAGCUUGCCGUUCUUGUGCGCGAAUCCCUCGAUAUUCGUGGCCCGGUUCAACAGCCACGAAAUCGAGGCCAAGAAGCCAAGAUGCGACUGCUAGAUCACUCCCGACCGGGGGGCAACAUUGGCCUGAAUGCCACCGGGCCCCUGGCAGCAAUCCCGCUACAACGAUGGAUGCUACAUCAACAGCUCCGGGGCCUAUCUCUGCGACUACAUCGAGGAAGCUUAUCACCCCAGGGCGGUCGCAUGUCGUGCCAACUGCUGGCGCAGAAUAUCAUCGGCACUUAUGCGCAGAUCAAAUCCCGCUCCCAGGUUUUCAAUGCGGCCGCCGUGCUGGUCCUGGGAUUGAUGGUAUCGCCGAGUCGCGAGGAUUGUACGGGCUCUCAGUUAGCUCGAAUGAUGUCGCGGGACAAGGCUCGAGAAGCGAUUGAGCUGCUACGGACGCAAAGCAAGGACAGCAAGGCCUCGACGCACAUGGCCCGGGAAAAGGCUGCCCGGAGAUGUAUCCACGCGCUGGAAGCCUUGAUGCAGCUGGAGGAGAUCUCUGGGCCGGCGGCAGAUGCAGAUACGAAUGGUCCGGAUGGAUCUCUCAAAAUCAAGGUGAUGGAUGCUUUACAGGCACUUUCAAGCACGGAUGCCGACAUGGAACACACAAACAGCGAGUCAGUUGCCAUCAUGCCGUACCCAGUGGCGAGCGUAAAAUUGUAUGAACCCGACGUUCUCCCGGGCCCUUCUAAUGAUCCCAGCGGUAACUUCUGGGGGUUCCUCGAUUGUGAUCUCUUUCCUGAGCUACCUGGGAGGGAUGCCUUGCCUCUGGCUCCCCCGCAGUAG
Messenger RNA from Aspergillus ibericus CBS 121593, 2013 nucleotides. Its product is annotated as putative C6 transcription factor. The record is from RefSeq and is a predicted model, not a curated record. The coding region runs from base 1 to 2013 and encodes 670 amino acids. The transcript is spliced from 7 exons. NCBI's taxonomy places the organism in Eukaryota, Fungi, Ascomycota, Eurotiomycetes, Eurotiales, Aspergillaceae.